AUGUCGCGUUCUUUUGCAAACAAGCGUCUAAGCAAGAUCAAAGACCAUGUUCCGCCUGGCAUUGCGGUUGUGAAAUCCGACAGUCUGGAAGAAUGGCAGAUGGACAUCAAAGUUCUCGAUGACAACCCUCUUUACAAAGACCAGACAUACCGACUCAAGUUCACCUUCUCGGCCAAAUACCCCAUUGAGCCUCCCGAAGUCCAAUUUAUUACACUCCCACCAUCUUCCGAGACGCCCCGAGCUAUCCCUAUGCACCCCCACAUCUACAGCAACGGCAUCAUCUGUCUUGAUCUACUGGGCCAAUCAGGCUGGUCUCCCGUGCAGACUGUGGAGAGCGUCUGCAUGAGCCUCCAGAGUAUGUUAACCGCCAACACGAAAGACGAGCGGCCACCGGGUGAUCAUGAGUUCGUAAUGCACAACCGUCGACGGAUUCGAGAUAUCAAUUUCGUUUAUGAGGAUGAUAAUGUGUGA
Molecule: messenger RNA, 471 nt
Organism: Penicillium longicatenatum
Lineage: Eukaryota; Fungi; Ascomycota; Eurotiomycetes; Eurotiales; Aspergillaceae
Product: ubiquitin-conjugating enzyme E2
Exons: 3
Coding region: 1-471 (156 amino acids)
Biological process (GO): proteasome-mediated ubiquitin-dependent protein catabolic process; protein polyubiquitination
Cellular component (GO): nucleus
Molecular function (GO): ubiquitin conjugating enzyme activity
Source: RefSeq, a predicted model, not a curated record